CAUCUCUGAGUUGAUGUUGGACACAAACACUUUGACCUUCAAGCCCAGUGAAGAGACCUUUCAGGAGAGUAUUGCAGAGGUCAUUGGGCAGUUUGAGAAGACGGUGCUGUCGGUUAAUGCACUUGCAGUAGAUCCUGAUUUUGAUUCAGUGACACAACCUGAAGAGUUUGAGAUACUGGAAAACAAAUAUGAAGAUGGCCCCAGUUUGGAAUUCAUCAUCGAAACUGACAGCUACCUUCAAAGCAUCAUCCAAAACAUCAGGGAAUCCCUGCAGGUUGCCUUUGAUGCAGCAAUAGUGUACUCGCAAGGCUUUGAGCGUUUCCGACUGUUCUAUAAGGAGAACGAGAGUCUGGAUCUGGAAGUGAUGCAGCAACAGGAUCAGG
Molecule: messenger RNA, 383 nt
Organism: Paralichthys olivaceus (Japanese flounder)
Lineage: Eukaryota; Metazoa; Chordata; Actinopteri; Pleuronectiformes; Paralichthyidae
Source: RefSeq, a predicted model, not a curated record